AUGGCAAUCGACAUCCGAACAUUGGAAGAGAGGUACAUUAGUUCUUGCAGGAGGCACCAUGUCCUACCCAAUCCUGCAAUUCUGGCUGUUCUCUUCAAGGCCAAGAUUAAAAAAACUUGCCAUGAGCUGUGUAGCUUGGAGAUUUCAUUGGACCACCUUAAGGAGACUGAUUUCCCUCCACUUCUUGAUUUAUGUAUGGACCUUGAUGCAUCUGAGAUCGAAGCAGUUGACAUACACAAUGAAUCAUUGUAUGCUUUGGAUGGAAAUUAUGCUUUGUUGUUGAUGCACGCUAUCAAUCAAAAGCUUCGAGUUGUCGAUCUCCAUGAUUUGUCAUUUGGAAAGGAUUUCUUGAGGGAUCUUUCUCACAGGGGUUUAACAUGCCAAGUUUUAACCUUAAGGUCUUCGCAUUUUCGGAAGCUCAACAUGAUGGGGGAGUUCAUGCAGAUACAUACCCUUAACCUUGAUUUUAGUUCUUCACUCACUAGUUUUCAGGAGGAUUGUUUUACUUGCAUGCCCAAUCUUAUGUGCCUCUCUCUCUGUGAUACAAGAAUUUCAAAUCUCUGGACAACCUUUGCUGCACUUUCCAAACUCCCUUCUUUGGUUGAACUUCGAUUUCAGAACUGGUCGUGUUGCAAUGAUGUUGGGCCUUAUUCUGCAUCAUCCAGUGGGAAAUCAGAUGACAAAACUGAUUCCAAUCAGCCAAAUAGUGUUGAUUAUGGUGGACGAUUAUCCAUUAAUGUCGGGGAUGUAACAAAUCAGAACUCAAGCACCGAACAGGGGCUCAGGAAUUUGUUUUUAAUUAAUAAUGUGGUUAUAAAUGAUGAUGUACAAGGCAUGGCUGAGGAUUCAUCAGAUGAUAGUGACUUAGAUUUUUCGAAUCCCCUGCAAGAACAUGGUUCUGUGGAGCUAUUAUCAAAUGUUUUCGCCGGGGGGAAUAUACAGGUCAAUCCACAAAAUGAGGCUUCUUUUGAUAACUUACAGAAUCAAAACGAAGAAGAGCCCUUUGAAGGUGUCUUUACAAAGCAUAUUGGAGAUGUUGCGUUGACAUAUAUUUCUUAUCAUGCUUCGCCAAUAUGUUUCGAGAAACAUUAUAGAGAGUACAUGAUAGCCUCAUUACCUCAUUUGAGACUUUUAGAUAACUUGCCUAUUAGAAAGAUUGAUCAGGAAAGGGCUAUGAUUAAAUUCUCAGAGUAUUUUGAAAAUCUACCUUAUCGGAGAAAGCAUAAAGAGAAUGUUGUUCAUAUGUUACAGAAGCGUGAAAUUAGAGCAAGUCAAACUCAUGCGCAAAGUCAUGGGCAAAAAACAUCAAAUCUCUAUGGGAAGUCUCAAUACUUCUAUACCAGGUCUCUCUGUGCUGCAAAAAUGGGAUCUUCUGCUUGGCCUUUCUUGCAUCCGCUUUCUGUUUCAGGCAGUAACUUGGGAGGUGAAAGUAGGAGCUUUCGUCCUAGGCAGUUUGAGUAUCAUCCAUCUGACUCUAGCCUAAUGGUCUUUGGAACAUUAGAUGGUGAAGUAAUUGUAGUCAACCAUGAAAAUGGAAAAAUUGUUAGUUAUAUCCCAUCGCUAGGAGCAAUGAAUAGUGUGCUGGGACUCUGUUGGCUCAAGAAGUAUCCCUCUAAGCUAAUAGCUGGCUCGGAUAAUGGUUCAUUGAAAUUAUACGAUAUCCAUCAAAUGCAAUCAACUAUAGCAGGAAUAUACAGUGGUGCCGGUUCUGUGACCUUUGACGAUUUUGACCAAUUGACAUCUGUUCAUGUUAACUUCACGGAUGAACUAUUUCUUGCUAGUGGAUACUCGAGAGAUGUUGCUUUGUAUGACAUAAGUAGUGGAAGACGCUUGCAGGUGUUUACUGAUAUGCAUCAGGAGCAUAUUAAUGUAGUAAAGUUUGCAAACCAUUCCCCAUCUCUUUUUGCCACUUCUUCAUUUGAUCAGGAUGUCAAGAUGUGGGAUCUAAGACAGAAACCAAUACGGCCUUGCUAUACCUCUUCAAGCUCUAGGGGUAAUGUGAUGGUCUGCUUUUCUCCAGAUGAUCACUAUCUUCUUGUGUCAGCUGUUGACAAUGAGGUUAGACAACUUCUGGCAGUUGAUGGGAGACUUCACUUGAAUUUUGAGAUAGCCUCUACAGGAAGCUCUCAGAAUUACACUCGAUCCUAUUACAUGAAUGGAAGGGAUUAUAUCAUCAGUGGGAGUUGUGACGAGCAUGUAGUUCGCAUAUGUUGUGCUCAAACAGGGAGGCGCCUGAGGGAUAUAUCUUUGGAGGGAGGAGGAGGAUCUAGGAGUUCUAUGUUUGUGCAAUCUUUAAGGGGAGAUCCUUUCAGAGAAUUCAACAUGAGUAUCUUGGCAGCCUAUAUGCGUCCACGCUCGAGGUCUGAAAUUUUCAAGGUCAAUAUGCUAGCAUCUAGUGACUAUGCCAAGGAACACCUUGAUGGCGAGUGUCUGCAAAGAUACAAAAAAGCGAACAUCUCCGCCAGCAGUUGGGUCCAACAGCCGAGAUCAGUAAGUAGGUCUAAUGCCAAUCCAUGUUACCGCAUCCACUCUUCGUAUGCUCUCCCUUGCAGGGUUUCGGACCCACUUACUGACCCGAUUUGGAUUAACUGA
Prunus armeniaca (apricot) is the source of this 2592-nucleotide messenger RNA. NCBI's taxonomy places the organism in Eukaryota, Viridiplantae, Streptophyta, Magnoliopsida, Rosales, Rosaceae. The record is from the annotation of a GenBank genome assembly.